This is a messenger RNA of Thermothielavioides terrestris NRRL 8126, 1120 nucleotides long. RefSeq lists its product as uncharacterized. The transcript has a single exon. Lineage: Eukaryota; Fungi; Ascomycota; Sordariomycetes; Sordariales; Chaetomiaceae. The record is from RefSeq and is a predicted model, not a curated record. The coding region runs from base 219 to 1037 and encodes 272 amino acids.
CAUCUCACCUUGCGCUGUGUUACACGAAGAUAAACAAGCCCAGCCAUUCUUUGCCAGCGAAAUUGGCAUUCAGCGCUCCAUCUUCAAACAACCAUUAACUUACCCCCUGUCGUAACAAAACACAACGUACUAGCAUACCCAAAAGAAAGAAUAACUUGAGAAAGGAAAAGAAAAGAAAAAUGCCAGACCGCAUCCCCCCCGCCGAAAAAGCCCGCACGAUGGCGCACAUGAACAAGGACCACCGCGCCGACAUGCGCGCCAUACUGGCCUACUUCCCCGCCGUGCCGCCCGUUCCUUCUCCUUUUCCCUACGACAACCAAACAAAACCCGGCGACGAAGCCAGCGACACCGACACCGACCCGCUGAUGACCGACAUCUCGCUCACCUCCUUCACGCUGACCAUGCCGCCGCGCGCCGGCGGCACCAGCCACGUCGUCGCGUUCGAUCCGCCGCUGGCCAGCUGGGCGGAGAGGCGCGCGCGGCUGGUGGAGAUGACGCGCGUGGCGCGGGCGGCGGCGGGUGGCGGUUCCCCCUCUUCCGCCUCCUCCUCGUCACCUCAUGGUCUGGUUGUGGGGGGUGGUGAUUCUGCUGCCGGCACCACAGCAGACGGUGGCGGCGUGGCAGGGGAACAGAGAGGGACGGCGGUGCGAGUCACGUCGUACGUGCCGCCGCGCGUGCCGUAUGACGUGGCCGUGUUCGGCGGCGUCGUGUUCUACUUUGCGUGCUUCGCGCUCGUGCAGGCGGGGUAUUUCGCGGACGGCGGGGUGCUGGCGCGGGAGGUAGUGCGGUUCUUCCCCGGCGGCGCGGCCGGGUUCCGGUGGCUGGUGCGGGCUAUCUUCGUGCCCGUGCUGGGGAUUCACCUGACGGAGACGUGGUGGUUGGAGCGGAGCCGGUUGCGGGCGCACGGCGUGCGGAGGGGCAGCGGCGUGUGGUGGCUGUGGGUCGGGAGCGUGUUCUUCGAGGGGGUGAUGGCGUUUAAAAGGUUUGAUUUGUUGGUCGCGAGGCUGCGGAGGGAGCAAACCAGGAAGGGCCAGUGACGGGAUGGGGGAGGUACAGCUCGUCGUCCAGCAGCAUCAACGCUGAUGAACUGUUGGCAUUAGGGGGUUGUCUUCCACGCAGG